Physcomitrium patens is the source of this 1249-nucleotide messenger RNA. RefSeq lists its product as uncharacterized. Lineage: Eukaryota; Viridiplantae; Streptophyta; Bryopsida; Funariales; Funariaceae. The record is from RefSeq and is a predicted model, not a curated record.
AAACUUUGGUCCUGAAAAACAACGUUUCAUCUCAUAAAUUUAGCUUCUUUGCGUGUUGGAGUGAAGUAAGUAUCCGAUGUUGUUUGUUGAGUGAGAUUCUGGGUUGUGAACGGAGCUACGUGUGGGUUGGACAGGUGAGAGCCUUCUGGCUGCGGUACUGGGGCGGCAUGGUGGUAGUAGACGAGAACCGGGAGUUCUUCAGAGCUCUGGGACGGCAGAAUGCCGCGAGAGAACUAUCUCACGGGGUUUUUUCUAAACCCCGUUGCGAUAGCCAACUACAAGCGAUCCUCCAGUACCGGCUUCGACUGGAAUGUGCGGGGCAAGGGGAACAUCAAGGGAGACUUGUAUGUCAUCCGAGCAGGAAGCGGUGGCGUUGCGUAUCAGUUCGUGGAGCGGAACUUCGGCGAUUGGGCCCCUUUGGACGAAGUCAUGGAAGCCUGUGAAAACAUCAUGCAGAAAAAGUGAUACAGUGCUGCGUAUUCAUCAACCACAUCAUACACCACUUCAAUUAAUUUUUUCUUCACUGAAGACAUGUACAGUACAUAGUUGCGUGGUGGAAGCCGUUGCAGGCCGACUCAACAAGCAACUAAGAGGAUAGAGAAUUAGAAACGUUCACUAAAUUGGGUCUAAUACAGUUCUAGCAGUUCAGUUUUCGAUAAUUCAUUGGAGAGAGAGAGAGAGAGAGAGAGAGAGAGAGAGUUUGAUUUAUCCUGCUCAUAUGCUGGCUCAUGAUUCAUCGCCCUGUCUGUUUGUCUGCAAACACGGAAGGCCAUCUGUUUUUAUCGGUCUAGUCACAUCCACAAUGAAGGAUUCAGGUUAGGGUUCAUGUUUCAUCUAUUAUACACAACUUGACUGUGUGUUUGUUUGUUUUGUUUUGUUUUGUUUUUUUUUUUAAUAUACUUUCUGCACAUUGCGUGCAGCAGCACAAGCAAUGACUUCACUCGUAUUUUUCUUUUGUAGAGGUUUUUUUUAUUUUUUUAUUUUUUUUAUUUCCAGCUAUAAGUAUUUGACCUCACAACCCCCAUAAGCACAAUGCAGCAUGUAGUAUUCUUUUUUUUUCUUUUGUAUUACAGCAUAGUGUAGAUAUUUAGUCGUGCACAAAUUUGAAUUUUUGAGUUGUGUGUUGCGAUAGUUAUACAAUGCUGGUAAUAACAUUAGCCGGAAGACAAAUAAUCAUGUAUCUUAUGCUAUUAUCCAAGGGUAAUUUUAUAUGAAGCAGUCACAGACUUUUGCUUUUGUGAAUAAAUCA